GAGCCUUUGACGGGCUGAGAGAUUAAACUAGAGCCUUGCUUUGAUCCCUCAGGCUUUUUCUUUGGGAUAUGAAAACCGAGAUAAAGAGGAGAAUGGAAGAAAGAGCUCGCCCUUCUUGAAGGAAGGCUAUGGUAUGACCCGGUUGCCAUGGAGACAGAGAGUAACAUCAGUUGGGCGCCAAGGGGGCGGGGAAGGCCAUGGCCACUCUAGUCUCUCUGCAAAAUCGGCUCCCGUUCAUUGAAAGCCAAUACUAUUACAGGAACAGGAUUGUAGAUGGAUAUAGAAAAAAGGAAUAUAAGGCAGCAGUUAAAAUACAGAGCUGGUUUCGAGGAUGUCGUGUUCGUGCUUAUAUCAGGUAUUUAAACAAAAUGAUGACAAUUAUACAGAAAUGGUGGAGAGGUUAUAUGGGAAGAAAACAAUAUCGAGAAAUGGUGAAGACAGCAUAUUUGACUAUGAAGAUGAAUUUCUACAAUGAAAUGGCUGUCAGGAUUCAGAAGUGGUGGCGAGGAUAUAAGAUCCGGAAGUACUGCUUCAAUUAUUAUUACUUGAAGGAAUAUCUGAGAGCUAUAUCUGACACCAAUCAAGCAAUCAGGGAAGCACUGGAGGAGUUUGCAGAGAUGAAGGGUCGAGAAAAGAGGAAGGCUGACCUAGAGAAGGAAGAGAAGAGAAAGCAGUACCAAGCCCGAAAGACCCAUUACCUUCUCAGCACAAAGCAGAUUCCAGGUGUAUACAACUCACCAUAUAGAGAUCCAGAUCCAGUGGAAUUUGAGUUACGGAAAGUGAGGGCAUUUCAAAUGACAUCCACAGGGCCUCAAAUUCAGCAGACAGAUUAUGAAGAUCUUUCCUCCUGGCUCGCUUGCACGAGUAAGCGUUCUUUUCCAAGAUCAGACAUUUUACCACCCAUUAACAGGAAGCAAUGCCAGGGGCCCUUCCGAGAUAUCGCUGAAGUAUUGCAGCAGCGCUACAAGCCUUUGCAGCCAACCUUGCGGGUGGCCACAUCAAUCAAUGCGGUAAAAGAGGCCCGAGAGGAACUCAAAAGGGAAGAAUGGAAACACCGUGUCAAUGACAACUUGUUUUUGCCAUUUGCUAAUUACAAUAAGAAUGAAAAGUACAUCCCAAUGGUUCACUCUUCAACCAAGUAUAAUGGUGUUUCUUAUGGACAAAAACAAUUCCAAGAUGAAGACCCUGAGAAAUGGAUAAGUAACAAGAACUUCCAGACAGUGUUUCCACCAUUUGUUCUCUUUGACAAGUAUGGAAAAGUAUAUUCAAGAGCCGGAGAGAUAGUGUAAGGGUUUGUAUAUCUACAUGAAGAGCUCUUCAAAAUGUAAUAAACUCAGAAAGCCAAAAAUAAAGUUGAUUGAGCUAUCUACCAUGCAUUUUAAAAACCAUGUCAUCAUCACAUUCUUAUGUAAAGAAACUUCCUAAACCUCUUAGAAUCUAACCUAGUGGAGGCAUGCAUUUUCCCCCCAGAAUAUCUGCUGACAGAGAUAUAUACUCACCUAUAUUAUACGGACUUCACAAUUAUUUAAAUGGAACUAGAACAAAUUUUGAAAGCACCAAUAUAUCCUUUAAUCCAACAGAGGGAAGAUAUUAGGUAAUAUAGUUUAUAAAAUACAAUGGAAAAUAAUGAUAGUGGCUCAAGUCAUAAAAUCAGUCAAACCAAUUUUAGUAUGUAGUUAACAAGAGCUACAGGAUAGAUGAAUGAUCAUAGAAUGAAUUAGCUUAAUUAGAGAAAGUUUCCUAACAUAGUUUUGUUCCAGGUUUUAGAGAUAAUAGAAAGACUGUGGAGAACAUUUUGUGUGGGGAGAAUGGCACCUAAAGCUGUGGAGGCAGGUAGGGAGAAAGCUCCCAUUUACUUGGGGAGCCUCAUGUUGACUCCUUCAGAACCCCUGGAGAUACUGAACUCAUAGAGGACCAAACCUUACUAUAACUAGGGAAGUUAGUUAAUACCAUUUCUUCUGGAUAUAAUCUACUAUUGGUAUCACAAAAGGCUCAUAAUGUGUUACUUAUGGGAAGAUUUAUCUUCAUUUAGUCUUUUUAAACCAACAGUACUUGAGAGACUCAACAAUACUUCCUUUAUUCAUGUAAUGUCGGAGGUUAACCUAAAUUCUUUGAGAUUUGUAGCAGAGGAAAGCUGAUGGUGAAAACAUUGAGUAGAGCCAUUUCCUUGUGCGAUAUAGAUGGUUAUGUUGAAAAAAAAUACAUGUAACAAUUCUUUCUUAACUACAUAUAAACAUAUUCACUUUUAAGUUGCCUUUAUGGACAUGUUUUACCAUUGGUCUAGAAUGGAAAUCAUUAGGAAGUAGUCAUUACCAUAUUAUAUUAAUAUAAAGACUAAAUGCUAAAUGUCAUUAGUGUAGCACAGAUGAUUUCAUUUUUUGAGUUAUUCGAAGCCUUUUGCAAGGUACUUUAUUACAUGGGUUUAUUCAGUGGCUUAUGGCAAUAAUUAAGUUAUCCUGAUGAUAAUGGCUAAUAUUUUUACAAUGUCUUCCAUCUGGCUUGAUUUGGAAUAAUCUAAAAAUAGGUUUAUAUGGUAUGCCUAUAAAGUAAAGCAAGUGAUUUUUUUUGACAAAUGUACCAGAACUCAUACCUCCAAAUGAAUAACAUCCCUAUUCAAAUUAACAAAUGUUACCUUGGCAAGCUAAACACUUGUUCCAACAAUGCUGCUAUUGCUCAAAGCAUUUUUGGAAUGCCUCUUUGGGGAUUGGCUUCAGAGUAUGUGGCAUGUGCUUUUGAAUACCCUAAUUGGUGACAAAUCAUCACUGUCUCAGAGUCAAUUUGAUUUGGGGAAACAGCCAAUAGUAAUUCAGAGCCAAUUUUCAGGAAUAAUAUGGGUGGUCAAGGUGGGUUAUACCAAUUUAAAAGAUGCAACAAGUAACAAUAGUGGAUUGUUUAUACAACUCUGGAGGCAUUUCCAAGAAAGGGAAUUCCAAAGGGGUUUUGAGAAAUGGCAGCCUCACUGAGAUAAAUUCAGUUUUCCAAAGUGACUGCUUUCAAGAACAGACAACUAAAUUAAUCAGUUUUUGUGGUGAUGGUUAAAAAUUCAGUUUGAUUAUUUUAUGGCCACAAAUAUAUGUGUAUAUGCAUACAAACAUAUAUAUAGGUAUACACACACACUAAUA
Molecule: messenger RNA, 3122 nt
Organism: Dromiciops gliroides (monito del monte)
Lineage: Eukaryota; Metazoa; Chordata; Mammalia; Microbiotheria; Microbiotheriidae
Gene: SPATA17
Product: spermatogenesis associated 17
Exons: 10
Coding region: 198-1289 (363 amino acids)
Biological process (GO): mitotic cell cycle; spindle organization; establishment of meiotic spindle localization
Cellular component (GO): spindle pole
Molecular function (GO): protein binding
Source: RefSeq, a predicted model, not a curated record